AUGAUAAUUAAGGUCAACUCGGCUCAAACUUUGGAGAAUGAAGACUCCAAGCAGGUUCAAAAUGGAAGUGAAAGCAAAGAUGAAAAAAGUGUAAGAAUAUACGCCGACGGAAUAUACGACCUCCUGCACUUAGGCCACAUGCGGCAAUUGAAGCAAGCGAAGCAAAUGGAAAAGGAAGUAACGCUCAUCGUGGGGGUCUGCAGUGAUAUAGACACGAGGAAGUUUAAAGGCCAAAUUGUGCAAACGUUAGAAGAGAGGACGGAAACGUUGAAGCACAUUCGGUGGGUGGACGAAAUAAUUUCCCCGUGCCCUUGGGUGAUCACCCCCGAGUUUAUGGAGGAGCACAAAAUUGACUUUGUCGCGCAUGAUGAUAUUCCCUACGCGAAUAAUCAAAAGAAGAAGAAGAAAAAAAAAAGCAAAUCGAACAGUAUAGAAGAGCCUAAUGAUGUGUAUGCGUGGUUAAAGCGGGCAGGGAAAUUCAAAGCCACGCAGAGGACAGAAGGGGUGUCCACCACGGACUUGAUUGUGAGGAUUUUAAAAAAUUACGAAGAUUAUAUUGAGCGGUCUUUACAAAGAGGUAUCCACCCGAACGAGCUCAACAUAGGCGUUACAAAAGCGCAAUCAAUUAAGAUGAAAAAGAACCUAAUUAGGUGGGGAGAAAAAGUCACAGACGAGUUGACGAAAGUUACCCUGACUGAUAAACCGCUCGGCACCGACUUCGACCAAGGAAUUGACAUAAUAAGAGACAAGGUGCACGGACUAUUCAAACUGUGGAGACAGCAUUCGAAAAAGCUCCUAAAAGAUUUUGCAAAAUCAUUUGAUCCCAUGUUUAUAAUUAUCCGGAAAAAAAGUAAAAAGGACAACCUCUCGGGGAUGUACCUAUCCGACUCUAACUUCUUCCUGAGGACUGUAAAAGAGGAUUUAAAAAUAAGAAAAAGCCUAAGUAACACCAUUAACAAUAUUGAUGAGUAUUAUUAUUCGGCCGAUGAGGAUGAUGACAGCAGCAGGGUCACCAACGUGUUUGGUGUAAUCAGUAGAGUGGCCAAUGAGUCUUAUAACAACGAUAUGGAUAAUUACGAAACGUGUUUUGAGUUGGAGGCCUGUUUGAAGGAGCGGCGCAGGUGGGGAGGUCUCACCGGGAGCAAUGUCAGAAGUAAGCACACCCAUGGUGAGAGUGCCAAGUUGGGCCCAGAUGAACUGCUAUCACUUUCGAGUGAAGCCAAUAGGAAGAACGACCCUCAGGCAAACCUCCCCAAUGGGAACCCAAAUGAGCAGUCAAUAAACGUAAGUAGUGCAAGCCGAAAGAGCGAUUACGAUUUGUACAAUAAGACGACCUACCACGAUAUAAUUGAUGAAGGGGAUUUCCCCUUAGGGGCAAUAACCAACAAGGGGGUGGUGGAAAAAAAUUCCAAUGAAAUGAGCUCUUGCAGGGAACAUAAAAGUAACAGCUACGAUAAGGACGAAUACAACAGCUGCUCAGAUCAUCACUCUGGAGAUAGCAAGUGUAGUCUCAUGAAAAUAAAAAGGAGGAAUAACUCCAGUAAUAAUAAAUUAUCAAAUGAGGGCAAAAUGGAAGACUCUGCAGAGGAGAGCCAUUUUAGCUGCAGCGAAGGAGGCACUAGCCGAAGUAACAGCAGUAGUUAUAGCAGCGCCAGUGGGGGCACGGGCCACACGCCUGCGAGUAGUGACGCGUCGGAGUGCCCCAAGAGGAAGGGCAAGCAGAGCCACGUUCCCGGGCAGGGCCACCGCCAAGGCGACGGUGUGCAGGGGGUGAACCAAUCGGGGGAAGGGAAGGAAUCGGAGGAAGCUAACAACGCGAGGGGAAAGAAAAAAAUCGUAAUUUACGCAGACGGAGUGUACGACAUGCUGCACCUGGGGCACAUGAAGCAGCUGGAGCAAGCGAAGAAGAUGUUCGAAAACACCACCCUCAUAGUAGGUGUGACUAGCGACAAUGAGACGAAGCUUUUCAAAGGGCAAAUCGUGCAAACGUUGGAAGAGAGAACCGAAACGUUGAGGCACGUCAGGUGGGUUGAUGAAAUUGUAUCUCCUUGCCCCUGGGUCAUAACCCCCGAAUUUGUGGAUAAGUACAAAAUUGACUUUGUCGCGCAUGAUGAUAUUCCAUACGCGAAUAAUCAGAAGAAGAAGAAAAAAAAAAAAAACAAAUCGAACAGUAUAGAAGAGCCUAGUGAUGAUAUAUACGCCUGGCUGAAGAGGGCCGGGAAGUUCAGAGCUACGCAGCGGACGGAGGGGGUCUCCACCACGGAUUUGAUCGUCAGGAUUUUAAAAAAUUACGAAGAUUAUAUUGAGCGGUCGUUGCAGAGGGGCAUUCACCCGAACGAGCUCAACAUAGGCGUCACAAAAGCGCAGUCAAUUAAAAUGAAAAAGAAUCUAAUCAGGUGGGGAGAAAAAGUCACAGACGAGUUGACCAAGGUUACCCUCACUGAUAAACCGCUCGGCACCGACUUCGACCAGGGAAUUGAAAACCUCCAAAUAAAAUUUAAAGAAUUAUUUAAAAUAUGGAAAAACGCUUCUAACAAAUUAAUCAACGAUUUUACAAGCAAACUUGACACAACGUCCUAUUUGUCUUCGCUCCAAAACUUCGUCGACAAUGAGUACGAGCUGUACGACUCUGCUAGCAGCGUCUUCGAUGAAGAAACCAACAGUUGA
Messenger RNA from Plasmodium vivax (malaria parasite P. vivax), 2667 nucleotides. Its product is annotated as cholinephosphate cytidylyltransferase, putative. The coding region runs from base 1 to 2667 and encodes 888 amino acids. The transcript is spliced from 3 exons. Gene Ontology annotation, biological process: CDP-choline pathway. Lineage: Eukaryota; Apicomplexa; Aconoidasida; Haemosporida; Plasmodiidae. The record is from RefSeq and is a predicted model, not a curated record. Gene Ontology annotation, molecular function: phosphatidylcholine binding; choline-phosphate cytidylyltransferase activity.